UAGGACAUCGGAUCUCUCUGGAACCCAUAGAUGCUUGUCACAUCUGAGCGGCGCUCUGGCCCAGUGUCGCGCCUCGUGCCGGGCCAAGGACGCACGGCGCGCCACGCCAAGGCUCCGCGGUGCAUGUAGGGCGCUCAUUUGGAGAUGCGGCCCGGGGAAGCCCUUCCCCUCAACCCGGGCGCCUAUAAGAAGGGCGCGGGAGCGUGUCCGGACACACCGCGACACGAUGCCUCCACAGCGACCUGGGGCCCUGCUGCUGGCGGCCGCCGUGCUGCUGCAGUGGCACCUGACGGUGGCGGCGCCCGCUGCCGCCGGCGCAGACGCCCUGGUGUCCGAGUCCAACCCCGAUGACAUCGGGGCGUACUCGUCGCCCUUCUCCUUCGGCGGCUCUGCGCAGGCGGACGACGAGGAGGGCGUGGACUUCAACCCUGAAGACUACUCGGAGAUGGCAGCGGCGCUCUCGGACCAGAAUGAGGGCGGCCCUCUGCAGAUGGGCCAGGGCGCCAGCUCCAGCAACGGCCUGUCAACGGCCAGGAGCCUGGCGGUGGGCGCCGCCAUCAAGGUCCUGGACACGCAGCUGUACGUGGUGCGGGGGCUGGCCGUGGCCGCCAUCCGCACGGGCCAGUCCCUCAUCGCGGCCAGGAACAAGGUGGCGGACGCGCGCUCUCUGCUGGCGGCCCGGCUCCUGGCCUCGCGGCUGCGCGCCAUGCGCAGCGUGAGCACGGCGGGGCUGCGCGCCGGCGCGGCGCUCGCGGGCGGCGCCCUGGACGCGGCGCAGGCCAAGCUCCGCGCCCUGGACGCCGUGGUGCGCAUCGGCCUGGCCCUGUCCAGGACGCUGGGUGCGGCGGGGCUCGACGCGGCGGACGCCAGCAGGGACCUCAUCACCGCCUCCAUCGGGGCCAGGCUGCAGGCCAUCCGCUCCGUGGCCGAGGCUGGCCUCACCCUGGGGCGCACUCUCCUGCAGGACCUCCUGGGCCUCCCGACCAGCGAGAGGGGCUGAGGUUACGUGACCUUGGCCUUGGGCUUCAGUGACGUCACCGGAGAACAUGGCGUGUCUGCGCGCGGCGCGGGCAGCUGUGUCGCGAAAACUGUUUUACAGCCGUUUCGUGACCUGGACCUAUCGUUUUAUGGCUACUCGUUCUGCCGUCGGUGGGGGUAAUUCAUAAAAAACUAGUCAAGAAGAUCGCAGAACAAAGAGAGUGCUACGGACAUUAGAAGAAUCAAUUAAUUUGGGAUAACAUUUUAU
Molecule: messenger RNA, 1246 nt
Organism: Frankliniella occidentalis (western flower thrips)
Lineage: Eukaryota; Metazoa; Arthropoda; Insecta; Thysanoptera; Thripidae
Exons: 3
Coding region: 227-1000 (257 amino acids)
Source: RefSeq, a predicted model, not a curated record